AAACCCUUCUCCUCUCUCCUCUCUCCUCUCCUAUCCCUUCUCUUAUAGGAUUUCUACUCCCCUCCCCCAGAUCCGAUGAGAUCCACCCAAUACCCUCGCCUAUAAACCCUAGAAAUCGAAUCGGAGCCUUGGAUUCAGGAUUCGUGGGCUCGGGAUCCUGUUCUCGAAUUCCUCUUUCAGAAUGUUGAGGGAUUUGAGAUUUUUCCGUCGGAAUCAUGGGGUUGUUCCUCCACCGGAGGGGAAUAAUGAGAAUAUUCCGGCCGAUAGCUCCGAGCCCUCCGGUUCUGUGCUGGAUUUGGACCCCUCGAGGGCUCCGUUGAAUACAAUCCAGGAACCAGUGCAAAACCCUAACCCUAAGCUGGGUUCGGAUCAAGGCACGGUUUUUCGCAGGAAAGGGGAUGCAACAACCCCUUCUAAGAACCAGAUCAAGGGUUCGGAUGCGCAUUCGACCUUCCGUACACCAGAAAAGCCGUCAGCGGCUGCAAGAAACCGCUUUGGUUGGGCCGGUAAGAGCGAGAUCGGGCCUAAUUGUGUUGACAAUGGCGAUGAGCCUAGUCACCAAGGACCCAACCAGCUGCCCCCGCUGAGCCGUGUGUAUGGUACAAAUACACCUCGUACGUAUCGGACGGCCGGGAAGGCGUCUUCAAUCCAUUCGGAUUGCAGCUCCACUCAGAGCACGCCGACCAAGAGCGUAACGAAGCCGACAUACAGUGGUUUCAGCGGCUCCCGACCCCCAAUUGGUGCGGGUAAUCGGAUGAUGAGCUUCUCCAUGGCAUCAAAAGGGAUUCCUAUAUCUUCCGCGCCCCCAAUAGUUGUUAAUACACCUGAAGUGCCACAUUUUGAACUUAAAGAGGAUCCCUCCUUUUGGAUGGAUCAUAAUGUGCAGGUUGUCAUUCGUGUCCGUCCUUUGAAUAGCACGGAGCGAAGCUUGCAAGGUUACAACAGAUGUUUAAAGCAGGAAAAUGCGCAGUGUAUUACAUGGAUCGGACAACCCGAAACCCGUUUUACAUUUGACUAUGUUGCAUGCGAAUCAGUGAACCAGGAAAUGCUUUUUCGAGUGGCUGGUUUGCCGAUGGUUGAGAAUUGUAUGUCAGGCUACAACAGUUGCAUGUUUGCUUAUGGCCAGACAGGCAGUGGGAAAACAUACACGAUGCUUGGUGAAAUUGGUGAAUUGGAAGUGAGGCCUAGCCUAGAUCGUGGAAUGACCCCACGUAUAUUUGAAUUCUUGUUUGCAAGAAUCAGAGCGGAGGAGGAAAGCAGAAGGGAUGAGAAGCUCAAAUAUAGUUGUAAGUGUUCCUUUUUGGAGAUUUACAAUGAACAAAUCACCGAUCUUCUCGAUCCUUCAUCCGCUAAUCUGCUUUUGCGAGAAGACAUAAGGAAAGGUGUGUAUGUUGAAAAUCUGACUGAAUAUCAAGUUGAAAGCGUGAAUGACAUUCUGAAACUUCUUAUCCAGGGAUCUGCGAAUAGAAAAGUUGCAGCAACAAAUAUGAAUCGCGAAAGUAGCCGCUCGCACAGUGUCUUUACUUGUGUCAUUGAGAGUAGAUGGGAGAAGGAUUCAACUGCUAAUUUAAGAUUUGCAAGACUAAACCUUGUAGAUUUAGCUGGAUCAGAAAGGCAAAAGACAUCAGGUGCCGAAGGAGAGCGUCUAAAGGAAGCUGCAAGUAUUAAUAAAUCCUUAUCAACACUCGGUCACGUAAUAAUGAUUCUAGCUGAUCUGGCUAAUGGGAAGCAAAGACAUGUUCCUUAUAGGGACUCAAGACUGACAUUUCUUCUUCAAGACUCACUUGGUGGCAAUUCAAAGACGAUGAUUAUUGCAAAUGUCAGUCCAUCAAUUUGCUCUGCUAGUGAAACACUCAGUACCCUCAAGUUUGCUCAGCGUGCAAGACUCAUUCAGAACAAUGCUGUUGUGAAUGAAGACGCAUCAGGAGAUAUACUAGCUCUACAGCAUCAGAUACGCCUCCUGAAGGAGGAACUUGCAGUAUUGAAGCGUCAAAAUGUCUCAAGAUCUCUAUCAUUUCGUACAGCAAUCUUCGAGGAUUCCGAAGGUGAAUUUUGUAAUGCUUUUGCUAUAGAAGGAUUACCAGAACUGGCUCAAGAGAAUGCUGAGGAUUUAUGGAGCAAUGAGUCUCUGCAGAGUGUAAGAGUUUCAAACAAACAGUUGAAAUCACUGGAAGCAACGUUAGCUGGCGCAUUGCGAAGGGAAAAGAUGGCAGACACUACUAUUAAGCAAUUAGAAGCUGAAAUUGAGCAGCUGAACCGUCUGGUUCGUCAAAGAGAGGAGGAUACACGAUGCACUAAAAUGAUGCUUAAGUUUCGAGAAGAUAAGAUUCAUCGAAUGGAGACCCUUCUAAAUGGUGAAACAGCAACAGACACAUAUUUGCUUGAAGAGAACAAAGCUCUGUCUGAAGAGAUACAGCUGCUUCGAGCAAGAGUUGAUAGGAACCCAGAAGUGACUCGUUUUGCACUAGAAAAUAUCAGGCUUUUAGACCAACUCAGAAGGUUCCAGGAGUUUUAUGAAGAAGGAGAGAGGGAAAUUCUAUCAAAUGAAGUAUCUCAUUUGCGCAAUCAGCUCAUACAGAUCCUUGAUGGGCGGUCUGAACUUGAUCAACAACCUAUCUCAAAUUCGGUCAUCCAGGAUUGUAGACACCCUCAAUUUGGUUGUGCCUUCAGUGAAAAUGAAUCUUUGUCUAGAGAGUUGACAAGGACUUCCCAAGAGUUAGAGAAUUGCAGAAAUAAUCUACAGUCAUGUUUAGAAAUAAAUGAACGGCUCACAAGGGAGAUAACUGAUCUGCGUACAGAAUUAAGCAACGCUAAGACUGCGAGCCAGGAUGUGAAUUACAAUCCUCCUUUUAUGGAGUUGUGUUCAUAUUCAUCCCCAAAAGAGCCUCGAGUAUGUGAAAAGAUGGCAUUAUGCUCACAUGAAGACACAAUGAAGCAAAAUGAGGAAAUUCUGAAUUUGCAGUUGGAGUUGGAUAUACUCAAAGCAAUUCUUGCAGAAGAGAAAACAACUCGUAUAGAAGCAGAAGAAAGAGCUAGUAAUGUAGACAAUAAGCUCAAAGUAGCAAAUGAAAGAGCACUACAAUUCAGCAGGCAGCAGGAGGUCGUAGAGUGUGAACUGCAUAAUGCAAGAUCUGUCAUUGAAGCUCUUGAAUCACAACACAUUCUAUUGAUCAAUGAGCUAGAAAGGCUAAGGGAGAAUACCUUCCAAAAUGGAGAGCUUUUGAAGAAACAUGGGGAGCCAAAAGGCCACUCACUUAAAUUGGAAAAUGAGGAUUCGCCUUUGCAAGUCAAGCUGAAAAGAAUGCAAGCCUCACUGGACAAGGCGCGUACUUUGAAUUCGAGGCACCAAAGUGAUCAAGCAUCACAGACAUCGAUUGAACGAGAAAUGGAAGAAGUUCGUACACAAGUUGAGAUUGAAACAGCUGAGGUGAUUGUUUGCUUACAGGAGGAGCUCUUAACUCUUCAACAGCAAGUUGAUGCCAGCAAUACAAAUGAGAUGUUAGCUAAGCAAAGUCUGACAGAGUUGGAAAAUGAGAGAGAAGUGCUUCUCGAAAAGCUAAAUUUGGCAGAAGAAGAUAAUGAAAAGCUUACAAAGCUAGUUGAGGAGAGGGAGAAUGAUAUUAGAAUGCUGUCCGAAGAAUGCGAGAGAUUAGCACAUGAAAUUGCAGACGUUCUUGGAGAUGGAAAUGUGGCUCUUGAAGAAGCUUCUGAUCAGAUUGCUUCUAUUUUGGAAUCAUGUCCUCAAAGGAGUUGGAUUGGGGAGCAGGUUGGGCGGAUGAUCAAAAGUAUCUCCGAAAAGGAUGAAUUGAUUGAAGAGCUUCAAAAGGGCUUGGAGGAUGCACAGAGCAUAAGAUGUGACUUGGAAUGGAAAUUGAGGUCCUUAAGAGGAGCAACAUUGGCUAUCACUGAAGCACAACAGCAGGAAAAUAGUGAUAAAGAAAAGGAAAUUCGUUUGUUGAGAUCACAGUUAUCUGAAAGGGAAUGUACUUUAAGUAAAUUAGAAGACAGUAUUAAACUGAAGGAGGGCAUAAGUCUCCUGUUUGAUGAAUCCAUUCAACUGAAUAUGGAGAAGGAGGUUCUUCUAUUAUACUAUAUUCAGUUGCACAAUGAUUCAGAAAAUCAACAUCACUGUAUGAAAACACAACUGGAGAAAAAUCGGGAAUUAAUUAGUGAACUCUUAAAACAAUCUCAGGAGCAGGAAGAAACACUAGCUUUGGAACAACUGAAGAAGAAAGAAGAAGAUACAGCGUUAUCAAAAAUAGCGGAGGAUCUUUUGAAAUCAAAGAGGGUGGUAAAUGAGCUAAAAAUGAGAGUGCCACAGUCAAGCAUGAAUGUUAUGAAUGAACAAGACAGCGUCGCUGAGGACAAGUUUGAUCAUGAAUUUCAAGACGAUGCAACAUUGAAGAGUAAUCUUGAGUGUGUGCCAGGUGGUAGCACAAACUGUUUGGCCGAAAAUGGUAUGAAAGUUUCUUAUGAUAGAGGUUCUAUCAUUCUCCUUCUAAGGAAUGAAUUAGAAUCUGCACUUGACAACCUAGAGGCAGUACAAGCUGAAAAGGUUAGACUACUAAAUGACAAAGAAGAACAAAAGAGAACAGAGAUACAGAACAGGGCAAGGAUUGAUUGUUUCUCUGCAGAAGUCAUUCGACUGAUGUCGGAAAUUACUGACAAAGAAAAGUUUUUUGGAACUCGUAUGAUGCAGUUGGAAAGUAAGCUCGAAAUUGUGGAGAAAAAUGUUGUAGCAUUUAAAGAAUGCUGGCACAGAACCAAGGAGGCACUUGAGCUUGAGAUUAGUGAUGCAAAGGCCAUUGCAGCCCAAAAAACAUUUGAGGCUUCAAGCCUUCUUUCUAAAAUCGAGGAGACCCAAGAAACUAUAAGAGAUGCUGACAUUAUGAUCAAUGCAUUAGUAAAAGCAAAUGAAACUGCAAAACUCGACAUAGAAAGGUAUCAGCAAAAUGAAACAACAUUGCACCAGGAAAAGAAUAGCUUAACAGAUGAGGUACAGAGCUUGCGGUCUUCCCUCAGUAGGAAGGAACAAGAAUAUGAGUUUAUGGAGAAGGAACUUCAAUCAAACUUCGUCGAAAUAAAGAAUUUAGUUAUGGAUCUAGAGGAUUGCUUUAUGCAUAUAAAAACUUCUCUUGUAGAUAAAUUCAAACUUGUAGCUUGUGACGUUGAAUAUGUAAAGUCCCAGCUUGAACACUACACAGGCUCUGCAAGGUCAUGGUUAGAGGAAAUUUGGUCAGAAAUCAUUGGAAAAGACUGUGCAAUAUCAAUUUUACAUCUCUGCCAUAUGGGAAUUUUGUUGGAAAGAAUUACUGGGCUUAAUGCUGAGAAAAAUUUCCUCCAGCAAGGGUUGUCGGAAUCUAAUUCUGUAAUUUUCAACUUGAGAGAACACAACAUUAGAUCUAAAAAGGAACUCGAAAUGUGUAGUAUUCUCAAAGGGAAGCUCCUGGUUGACAUUAAUAACAGUUUCUCUCGUAUAUCAAAGAAGGAAGAUGAGACGGCAGAAUUUAAAUCUAGGUUGAAUUCAUUUGAGAAGAAAAUUCUUAAUCUACAGUUGCAAGAAGAAUCGAUGUUCGCUAGGUCAAACUCCAUGUACAAUGAACUUUCAGUUUUGGUGAAAGAGCUUGAUGAUAAUAAGAGGAAUGUCUUAACAUCAGUAUUAAGGGAAAAGGAAGACCUUUGUCAACGGCUGGAAAAAGCUUUGAUUAUUAAUGAAAUGUUCAGGGACUCAUUAGGGCGAGAUUUUGAUCUUCUCAUCUAUGAUUCUUAUUCUGAUUCUAAAAGUAAGGACCUUUUGGACGCUACUUGUAUUGGAUCUUCUAUUGAUUUUGAUAUAUACAAGAAUUUAGCAAAUUAUCAUACCGAGUUGAUAAUAACCAAUUUGUUAGUAAAGGACAUUGAGUUGCUCGUAAUGGCAUCUGAGGUGGAGGAAAAAGUUGCUCAUAUUCAUCACAUGGCUCCACAAAUAGCUGAGUUACAAAAACAAAGGGAUGAAUUCUGUGAAGAAUUUCAAAAAAAGAAGAGAGAAGCAAAUCUAUGCAAGAUAGACAUGGAUGUGAAAACUAGUGAAAUGCAUUCCUUGCAUAUAGAAAAUGAAAAAUUGACGAGCAAUCUGCAUAAGCUGAAAGAAAGCCAUGCCAAAAUAACAGAGGAUUUGAGUAAGAAAAGUGCACAACUAGAAGAAGUAAUACUUUCUCAUGCAGUAAUAUCUAAGGAGCUUGAUUCAAAAAACAAAGUGAUUGACACUCAUUUCAAGAGAACAAAUGCUUUGAAAUCUGAGAAUGAUUCAUUGAAACAAGAGAUAUUGACGAUCAUGGGUAGAUUUGAUGAAGCUUUUGUGGUUCUCAACUCAAUUGUUAGUAACAGCUUUGGUUUAACUCAAUCUGUGGAUAUGAUAGUGGACAAAAUUUUUCACAGCAUUAAUAACCAUAUUGAUCAGAUGUCGGACAGAGUUCAUAAAGAUCUUUUUGAACAAAAAGAUUUGGUAUCUAACUUUGCUAAUGAGUUAAAGUUCAUCGAACUGUCUGUGAAGGAGUUGAACUCUGAGAAUUAUACCCUCCGGUGUGAUUUAAUGAGGAAAGAUGAAGUAUUAACGGGCCUACAAUUUGAUCUGAGUUUACUGCAGGAGUCAGCAUCAGUUGCAAAAGACCAAGAGGAAGAAGUAGAAGAGAUGGCUGCUGCUUUAGAAUCUUUGGAAAUUGAACUCCAAGCUAAAUCAUCUCUACUUGAGAAGGCCAUUUCUGAUAAAUUGCUCCUAGAAGCUGAGUUACUAGAGAAGAGUGAAAGGAUAACUUCUCUCGAGUCAGAACUUGCUGAAAAGAUUUGUAUUUUGGACUUAGUGUGCAAAGAAAAAUCUGAGAUAAAAUCUCAAUUAGAACACAUUAAAGGGUUGAAAAUUGCUAUAGAGGAAGAGCUCGCAAAUAAAAUUAAGGUUGCUGAAAGGCUAGAAGAAGAGUUAUUUGAAAUGAGCACUUUGCAUGGUCAGAGAAAUUGCUUUCUUGAAGAUUUGCAGGACAAGCUUAUAAAACUUUCAGAGGAGCGAGAUCAUCUUAAUUCUGAGGUGCUUAUGUUGAAAGAGAAUUUGGAAAUGGCACAUGCUCUUGCUGAAGAGAAUGAAGCUAUUGCCACUGAAGCUCAUCAGAUUGCAGAGGUGAAGAAGGCCUAUGCUGAAGAAAAGGAAGAAGAGAUUAAGCUAUUGGAGGGGUCUAUCCAGGAGCUUGAGUGCACUGUGUAUGCACUGGAAAACAAGGUGGAUAUCGUGAAAGCAGAAGCUGAAAGACAGAGGCUGCAGAGAGAAGAACUGGAAGUGGAGCUUCAGGAAGUGAAACAGCAAAUGCUCACAGUACCGUCGAGAAACUGGAGUCAUGUAGGAGCUGAUAAGAAUGACUUGACCAGGAAUUAUGAAGAGAAGAAUAGUGAACUGCUAGAGACCCAGCAAAGCAUACAAAUUCUUCAGAAGGAACUUGCUGAAAAGGAUGCAGAGAUUACCAAUUGCAAGGCACACAUCUCUGAGCUUAACAUGCAUGCAGAGGCACAAGCAAGAGAAUACAAGCAGAAGUUCAAGGAAUUGGAGGCCAUGGCGCAGCAAGUUAAGACAGAAGCCACAUCAUCAGGCUCCUUAAAUAUAGUAUCGACCAGAACAGAGAAAAGUGUAGGGAAACCUCGGGGUUCAGGUUCCCCAUUUAAAUGUAUAGGCUUGGGAUUAGUACAACAAAUGAACUCGGAGAAAGAUGAGGAACUUACUGCAGCAAAGCGUCAGAUAGAGGAACUUGAAGCUUUAGCUGCGAGCCGGCAAAAAGAGAUCUUUAUGUUGAACACUCGACUAGCAGCCGCAGAAAGCAUGACUCAUGAUGUGAUUCGUGAUCUCUUAGGGGUCAAGUUGGAUAUGACAAGCUAUGCAUCAUUAUUAGAGAACCAUCAAAAGCCAAAGACAAAAGAUACGGCUCUUUUCAACUGUGAAGAAUCCCAAGGGAAUGUGGAAGAGAUGGUCAGGCUGAAGAAGCAGCUCAAUGAAUUCAUUGAGGAGAGACAAAGUUGGAUUGAAGAGAUAAAUCAGAAACACGCAGAAAUGAUGGCUGCUCGUAUUUCAGCAGAAAAGCUUCGGCAGCGAGAACAGUUCCUUGCCACUGAAAAUGAAAUGUUGAAGGCUGACAAUGUAAACUACAAAAAGAUGAUCAUGGAACUUGAAGAUGAACUGAAAAAGCUCUCUAGCCAGCAAAAUCUCCAGUUGCGUAUUCACCAUCAUGCUAAAACUAAGGAAGAGAAUAACUUAUUGAAGCUACAGAAUGAAGAACUAAGUGAAAAGCUGCGGAGGUCAGAAAGUAUUCUUGUUCGCGUGAAAGAAGAGCUUGCUUGCUAUAGAUCAGCCAAUGGCAAAAGCCCAUUUAUUGACAUAGACGAGGAAGAGCAACUGCAGAAGAAACUAGAAGAAAGCGAAGAGGAGAGACUCAAACUGGCACAGAAACUACUGAGUUUAUGUACCAGCUGUUUAAAGGUUGCUGGACUAACACCGCCAGCUUUCAAUAAUAAUAUAAACGUCUCAGCUGCAGAAGAAGCACUUAAUCUGCUAAAGGAUCGCAUUACUUCACUAGAGAAUGAAGUGCAUGAUUUAAAACUGAAGUGCAGACUAUCACAUGAAAAAUUGCGUUUGUCCGAGCUCGGGUGGGAAUCCUCAUCAGUUUGCUCAAAGGUUGAGGAGAACAGAUCACAGAGUAUGUGCGGUUCUCCACAAAUAUCUUCUUAAUGCCCGAGGAAUGGAAGUGUAGUUGUAUAUAACACUUGUUAGCUAUCGGCUGACAACCUGUAACGGUAUCCCGAGGGAUCAAGUUAGCCAGAGAGAUUAGCAUCUCAGUGGAAACUCCGUUGAGUUUUUUGUUGUUGUAUUCUUUCAAAUAUUAUAUAUAAUGCAAUUAUUCUUUGCUCUCCUACCA
This is a messenger RNA of Ananas comosus (pineapple), 8930 nucleotides long. Its product is annotated as kinesin-like protein KIN-12F. Lineage: Eukaryota; Viridiplantae; Streptophyta; Magnoliopsida; Poales; Bromeliaceae. Gene Ontology annotation, biological process: microtubule-based movement. The transcript has 38 exons. Bases 182 to 8743 code for a protein of 2853 amino acids. Gene Ontology annotation, molecular function: microtubule binding; microtubule motor activity; ATP binding. The record is from RefSeq and is a predicted model, not a curated record.